Molecule: messenger RNA, 1625 nt
Organism: Miniopterus natalensis
Lineage: Eukaryota; Metazoa; Chordata; Mammalia; Chiroptera; Miniopteridae
Gene: LDAF1
Product: lipid droplet assembly factor 1
Source: RefSeq, a predicted model, not a curated record
ACCUGUUUGAUUAUUUCCUUCAUGCUUCUGGAAAAUAAAGUGUUGGGUCAAGGUGUGUGCAAUUUGAAAUUUUGAUAGAUAUCGCCAGGUUACCUCCAUCUGCACGCCCACCAUCAGUGCGUGAAGAUAGUAGAAGCUCUUGCUGCGCCAGUUGGGUGAGACCACUAAUGGUUUAAGAAACUUUUUUUUCCUCCAGUGACAACAAGAGACAGGGCAACAUGAGAGAUUCGUCUGCACCCUACACCGGAGAGCUUACUGGUUGAAGAAUUAAUCCCUGAGAGGCUGCAGUGUGUUGCAGCAUGGCCAAAGAGGAGACCCCGGGUGCCUCGAAGGACUUGCAGGAGUUGCAGAGGAAGCUGUCUUUGCUCGUAGAAUCUGUCCAGAAUAACACAAAGGUGGCUGCCUUUAUGAAGUCUCCGGCGGGCCAGUGCCUGGACGGCCACCCUUUCGUGGCCCUCACCUUGCUGGUGUUCGUGGCACUGUCAGCCGUUCCUGUUGGCUCCUUCCUGCUCCUUGUGGUGCUUACCUCCCUGGCUGCUUUUGUGGGAAUCAUGUUGCUGGAAGGACUGGUCAUCUCUGUGGGCGGCCUCUCACUGCUCUGUGUCCUCUGUGGCUUGGGCUUCGCAUCGCUCGCCAUCUCAGGGACCAUUGUCAUGUCCUAUGUGGCGGUUUCCAGCCUCAUCAACUGGUUUUCUCCCAGGCCUCUGGCCCAGCACUCCAGCAGCGACUGCCCGCUGGCUAUGAAGCCUGCAGGCGUGGAGGGGCUCUACCAAGAAUGACCUGACGGACGGAGCAUUUUUCCAGUCGUCUCUGGAAGGUUGUUGGACCAUACCUGCCCCUUGGGAUUGUGGCUCGGAGGGCGCUAUGACUAGUCAGGCACUCCAUGGAUGUGUCCUCUGCAUUUUCACUUGUUCGUAGGAUCCUGCAGUAGCCACUUGCGAACUACCCGCCUCUCACCCCUUCUCCCCAGUGAUGCAGACUUGACCUUGGCAGGGUCCUCAGCCUCGAGCCUGGCCACGUGACCCCAAGGUCGACUUGACCCAAGGAUCUUGUCAAGGGCCCAAUUUGAGGCAAUCAUGGAUUGUUUUUCUUUCUUUUUUUUUUCUUCUUUUUUUAAGAAAUGAGAAUGCUGUUUAUAUUUCUCCAUUCAUUUGAAACAAGAGUGAGGGUAGGAAAUAUCCAAAACAUAACAAACCCUUCUGUUUUAUUAGCUUUUUAUCAGAAAGAACAUCAACAUUGGACAAUAACGGACUCUCAAAGUUGGAAAACAGUCCAAACUUAAUUUUAUAGUCAAGAGCAUUUUUUAAAAAGUCUAAAGGAAUAGCACCCACUGUGGAGCACUGUUAAGUGCUUUUACUCUUUGCACUUGAUACUUUUGUAUUGUUUUAAAGGACUGUUAAGCCGUUUCUUUAAAAAGUUCUAUGAAAAUGCUGAAGGGCUACAGAAAUUUUAAAAUCCUAUGGGAUUUCUACUUCAGUGCUUUAUGUGCUGUGGCAUUUUAGUCAAUAUUUGUUUAGAUGAGCUUUUUGUUUCACUCUUUAUUCCUGUCCUCUCUAGGCAUCAGACCCCCUUGUUCUUUCUGUCGAUUUCAUGGCAGAUCCUGAGUAAAAGGGCUUUUUCAGUUA